CAAUGCAUUGUGGAUUUCCUGUACAGGAUUCAAUUUGCAGUGGAAUUGACUGUGUUGGAGAAUGUGAAUUUCGUCGAAUUUUCCCAUACAGUGUUGUAAGAUUUCUGUGAUAUAAUAUGACUUGGGGUAAAGAGCUGUGGGAUCAAUUCGAACUUGUGAAAGAACACACUCACAAUGGUAUAGAGUAUGUCGACAGGGUUUAUAAAUUCGUCAAAGAGAGAUCGAGUAUAGAGGCAAACUAUGCGAGAGAAUUACGGAAGCUUGCAAAGAACUUUCAACCCAAAAAAAAGGCUGAAGAAGAAUUAAAGUUUACAUUUCACAAAGGCUUCUUUGAUGUUGUGAAAGAGACAGAUGAUAUUGCUGGCCAGCAUGAGUUGAUUGUUGAGAACCUAAACUCUAGUGUACUGAAAGAGCUUCAGGAUCUGCAUUCUGAGCUAAAAACAGAUAGAAAAAAGCAUAUUCUAGAGGGGAUUAAGGUGCAAGAUGCUCUGCAGCAAUCAAUGAAAAUGUUGGAUGGUAGUAAGAAGGCAUAUGAGAAGGCUAAGAGUGAGGCCGAGCAGGCACUUGCAGCAUUCCAGAGAGCUGAUCAAGACAUGAGCAUGACAAAACUACAAGUUGAAAAGUUCAAGGGAACUUCCAUGGAGAAGGGGCAAGCAGCUGAUAGGGCACGCGACGAAUACAGGAAUCAGCUCGAGAAGACUAACAGCAAGCAGACACUUCAUUACAGCUCAGAGAUGCCUGCUGUGUUUUCGGAAUUACAGACAAUGGAGGAAAAUCGCAUCAAACGUGUGGGUGAACUGCUGACUGAGUAUUCAGAUAUAGAGUGCCGGGUGAUGCCAAUCGUACAGACAUGUCUUGACAACAUCAAGAAGGUUGCGGCAUCAUUCAAUGGACCACAAGACUCGUUGCUUUUGAUUGAGCAAAACAGAACGGCCUUACAACCACCGGGGGAUAUUGAAUUUGAGGAGUUUGGGAAAGCACAAACCAUCCAAAGACCAGGACAAUCCACUACACCAAAAGACAGUAAUAAAAAGAAAGGGAAGAGCAAAAAUUUCUUCCGAAAGCUUAAAAAGGUAGAGGGAGAUGGAAACGAUUUCCAGUCAUUACCUCCAGGACAGAAAAUCCGUAUCUGCAAGAAAAAAGUAUCCGAGUAUGAAUCACAAUUUUCCCAACUCCAGGCUUCAAGGGAAGCAAUGGUUAAGAUGGUUGGUGUCUACCAACAGAACCCCGCUCUAGGUGAUGUAGCAUCCGUGGAACAGCAACUCGCUGAGAAUGCAAAGGAACUGGACACUGUUGGUGAUGAACUCUUCAAAUACCAGUCGUACUUAGCCAUUCUGGAGAACAAAGAGGCCCCACCCAAACCACAAAAGUACUCCAAAUCAGCCGUGCAACCUCCCCCUGCACCCGUUGACGAGCAGCAACCGGGGCCUCCCCCCGCCCCAAGCUUACUCGUCCCUCCCAUGGAGGAGGCAGACGUCGAAGAUGGCGAAUUUGACGAGGAGCAACGCUGCAAGAUUCUUUAUGAUUUCCAGGGCACGAACGAGGGCGAAUUGGCUGUGACGCAAGGUGAGGUUUUAGCCGUGAUGGAGAUGGAUUUGGAUAACAGUGGCUGGACAAGAUUGUGCCGAGACCAAGACGAGGGAUAUGUACCGACAGCUUACAUCGAAAUGCUGGAAUAAACGUAACACCAGCCAAUCGAGGGCUAACGAUGGCAAUCGAGGGCUAACGAUGGCAAUCGAGGGCUAACGAUGGCAAUCGAACCACAUGUUGUAGCUAGACCGGGUGAAAAAGUCACGUGAAACAUUUGCUCAUGAUCACAUGUGAGCCACUAGCCACGUGCUUUUGUUAGACCAAGUAAUAAUAAGACGUAGUGGUGCGGUGGUCUGCUCUAUGCCACGUGAUGAUUUAAGUCGCUAUUCGCGUGGCUGUUAUAGAUCCGUGACGUCAUGAACGGUAUAUAAUAUAUAUAUAUGGACGCUGUUAGACUGUCUUUAUUUUCUCAACUUGUAAGGUGAUAGGCAAUGUUAAGCUCAGUUCGGAUAACUUUAUGCUCUUUGAAACUUUACUGUGAUUUUGAGUAUUCUUUAAACUGUGGCAAACGAUUUCCAAUUCAGAUAAAACUGUUUGAAAGCAAGAAAUUUAUUUUUUAUUGCAUUUUGAUUGCUAUGACAUGGCGGCAUUAUUGAAAGCCAUCAAAGUGUCGAUUAACUAAAACCUAGCUUCUAAAGUUUUUAAUUGACGGGUAUUGUAAAGCAGUUUAUCAUUUGGAAUUCAUAAGCCAGAGCUCGAGUAAUACUCAAAACCACGUCAUUUCAUUUAUUGUAAGAGCUCAGCGGCUUGUGCUGCGGGCGGUCUAUCUCGUCGAGUUUGGAUCAACUGCUGUAAAAAAGUCACCUCGUUAAAUGUUGUUUUCAUGGUGGCAUGUUUUUCAUCGCCGUUAUAUUCGUCAUCAUCCCCUACAGAGGCAUCUAUUUUGCCAAAGCUAAAGAGGAUUCAAAGGACCCCUGUAAGGGAGGCGACGAUUUAUAGGAUGAAGCAACGUUCAAACAGCGCCAGUAUUGCAAGCGCUGCUACGCGACACCUUCAAAUGCAGUAUUCACACAGCACCAGAAUUGCUGGGCCAGAGUCUUUGUGUGCCUUCUCGAGGUAGUCUAUAUUUUAACUAAGUCCGUUUAGAACUAAAACGCAAUUUUGCUUGCCUUUGUUCUGAGCUCUUUCUAAGUCACAACAGUGGCUAUAGUAACCUAAUUUCUAACAGAUAUAAAUUACUUGAAAGGAAGAAAAAGAAUAAACACUAAAUGUUGUAUUUGAAUAAAAUGAGAAUUUACUUUGA
This is a messenger RNA of Nematostella vectensis (starlet sea anemone), 2833 nucleotides long. Its product is annotated as cdc42-interacting protein 4 homolog. The coding region runs from base 117 to 1679 and encodes 520 amino acids. NCBI's taxonomy places the organism in Eukaryota, Metazoa, Cnidaria, Anthozoa, Actiniaria, Edwardsiidae. The transcript is spliced from 13 exons. The record is from RefSeq and is a predicted model, not a curated record. Gene Ontology annotation, molecular function: protein binding.